Messenger RNA from Daldinia caldariorum, 1361 nucleotides. RefSeq lists its product as uncharacterized. NCBI's taxonomy places the organism in Eukaryota, Fungi, Ascomycota, Sordariomycetes, Xylariales, Hypoxylaceae. The record is from RefSeq and is a predicted model, not a curated record. The transcript is spliced from 4 exons. Bases 311 to 1267 code for a protein of 318 amino acids. Gene Ontology annotation, molecular function: RNA binding.
CCCCUGCCACCAAGCUCCAAGUUCGCGCUCUUUUACAAAGACAAAGUUCAUUCCAACUCGACGCAUAAUUAAUUCACUUCCGACCGUCAAUCAACCUCCUUCUAUCAAUCACCUCCAACUCGCAACAUUUCUCACGAGAUAACUACCUUCCGCGGUCUUUUUUUUUUAUAGAAGCAUACCGAUUUUAAUCUUUAACGCAAUAGCCCUUCUUUGCGAAAUAAUUAAAAAAAAAACAUCCGCCUAUUUCUGUUUGUUAAUCGCAUCUCACAUUCCGUUGUAAAAGGCUUUACGAUAUCUCUAAGUUACGACGAUGGCGAAAGAGCACGCCGUCGAGUUCGAGAAGAUCAUCAACGCUGGCCGAGAGCGCAAGAAGAAUGAAGCUCUUGCUGCCCGUAUCUUCAAGAGAGAUAACCAAAGGCGGGCAAGCGCACCCGCUGCCGGUUCUCUCGCAAGCAGAGUUGGAGUGAAGAAGCGAGUAUCAUCGGUCGCGCGUUUUCCAGCCGGCGAUAUCAACGGCGAAUGGACUCACGACCUUCACAAUGCCCAGAAGAGCACGAGAGGACAACAGGACCCUAACUCGCUAGCCGCUCGAAUCCAUGCGCCAGGCACUGCGCCGCCUCGAUCGCGAAAUGCCCCGCGAAACGCACGGUCAAAUCGUGCAUCCCGACUCGCUAAUGCUUACGAGCGUACUAGGUCGUCGCCGGGAGCUGCGCAACAGCAUCUCAAUGUGAAUUCGGCACCCGCACAGUUUCCGGUACAAGGCAUUACCAUCCGAGGCCUUGCAGGGCCGUUUGCUGUCAUGGCGCAGAACUUCGCACCGGGAACCACAGCCGCCGAUAUAGAGAGCGCCAUGACGCCGGUCGGUGGGAUCAUAAGCAGUUGUCGACUAAUCAAGACACAUCCUAUCGUGAUAGCCGAGAUAGUUUUCGAGAGCAAAGAGGGUGCAGACCGAGUAAUCCAGACCUUUAACAACCAAACGGCCGAUGGCAGAACGCUGCACGUAUACCUAAAGCCUGGUGGCUACCGCCCUGCACCGCCUACUGGGCCGCGUGCUCAGCGUGAUCAUGAGACUCGAUUAGCCGGCAAUAAUAUUGUCGUUGAUGGAUCGAUGGGUUUUGAUGACCCGAUGGAGACGGAUUCGCCCGGUAGCGGCUAUUCUAACGCGGGCGGCGGCCUGUACAGUGACACCAUGGUUCCCACAAGCCAAGCUAACGGCACCGGCGGCAAUACUAGUCGCAGGGGCAGAAACUUCCGGUCCGGGAGGUAGGACCACGGGUCAGAACCGGACGGUGCUAUGAGGUAUUAUUACUAUGAGGGCGCCUAUCAUAAUGAGCCUUCGUCUGGCCACAAACACCGGCAAC